GACGUCCUCCUGUGUCAGACUAAAAUAUGGAGCCAAACAGGUUGGAUGACAGCAGAGAUAAACUGAGUGACAGAAAGUUUCUGAGAGAGACGCUGGUUCCAGUUCUGGUGUCAGUUAAAUGGAGGUCUGAACUGCUGCCUUUUGGUUUUUAAAUGAAGGAUGAAGAAAAAAGGCGACUGAAGCAGCUAACUCCAUGCUGACUUCAAAUUUCAAAGCACAUCUCCAAAGAACCUGCAAAGAGGAGCUGAAAAACAAGACAAUAAAUAUAGAAGAACAGAAGGUGUCAAAAAAAUGAGCGCUCCUAAGGAUCCGUCACAUAAAAGUGACCAGAAGCAGCUAGAAACACAGCAGGAUGAUGACCUCAGGCCAGAGGAGCCAAACAGUAAAGACGACCAGGGAAAAGAUUUUCCUAAAAUGGGUCAAACAGCAAAAACAGCGAUCAGUCCCCUGACUCUGAUCAAAGAGGAAGUGAAGAAAAUGUUCAAGGACAAGGAUACCGAUCCGAAACCGAGCCAAUCGGCGGAGAAGAUUACCAGCCCUUUGUCUCUUCUUAAAGAAGACUUUAAUAGUUUAAAAGAGGAACUCUCCAAUGUUUUUAGAAUUGGUCGUUCAAGAGACCCAGAGAACAAGAAUGUAGCAGAGAAGGACAACUCCAGGAACAACCCCAGGAUAAACGUCUCCAGAGCAGAUGAACCUUAUAAUAGUCUCUUCAGACAGGAGAAACCUUGCCAAAAGACUGCUCAAACAAAUCACACAGAGGAAGCAAAAAGGAGCCAAGCAGAGUUAGAAAUCAGUUCAAUAAAACAAACCAAAGAAACUGAAAAAAGUGAGAAAUCAAACAACACAAAAUACAGUCUGAAUAAAUCUGAGGUCAGUCAGCUGCCUGCUUGUUGUUCUGAGGAGAAAACCGAGAAGACCAAGACGUUGGCUCCAACACGAAGUGAGACGAUGUUUGCAUCAAAAACAGCUACAGCUCUUCAAAGCGAGGAGACUAAAAACUGUCGGCACAGCUCCCCUGAUGCACCGGAGGAAGAGGAGGGUAAACCUUUAGAAAAGGCUCUAUCCACUGAAACCAGUUUAUUCCCUGUGAGAACUAACCUGAGUAAUCAGCCAACAGAAGACUUGUGGUCUCUGAAAAACUCUGCCAUUUACCUGACCUUUGACCCCAACACGGCCAACUCAGAGCUCCGCUUAACAAACGGCAACAGAAAGGCAACUCGAGACUGGUUAAAACUUCGAUCUGUGCACCACCAGGAGCGAUUUGAGCAAUGCCCCCAGGUUCUGUGCAGAGAAGGGCUUCUGGACGUAGCUUACUGGGAGGUGUUGUGGACUGGCGGCGUUGACAUUGGUGUUACUGACAACAGUAUUUCCAGAGACACGGUGAGCUGCCUGCUGGGACACAACGAGCGGUCCUGGAGUCUGGAGUGCUCCAACGGAUUCUACACGCCAUGCCACAACAACAGAAGAUUCCAGUCCUCCUCACCUGAACCCUUCAGCAAUAGGGUUGGGGUUUACCUCAACUGCUCUGCUGGAAUGCUGUCCUUUUUCUGCAUUUCCCAGGAUGCAAUGGUUCACCUGCACACUUUCACCUUCACUUUCAGAGAGCCGCUAUACCCAUGUUUCUGGGUUUGGGCCAAUAACGGCUCGGUGACACUGUGCCAGGUGGAGCUAGACUGGGAGCGACUUCUGUAGUGAGACUCUCACGGUGCGACUGAAAGACCGUCAUUCACUCUUCUGUUACAGCUGAGUGAUUGAUGUGGGCAUUAAUCUAUCAAUAAAUGUACUUCUUUCACUGAAGAUACAAUACGUAUGAACCAAAAAAGUGUUGUUUUAAGGUUACAUGACAAAGUGUAAAUGUAUUUAAAAAGAAUUUAAUUUAAUUUUAAUGGAAAUAAUGAAGAAUAUCUUAUUAAUUAGGUCAUAUUUACAUGGUAUUCUCUGCAUGCAGUCGGAAACCUUUAUAAAGCUGCCUUUGAACAAUCGAC
Girardinichthys multiradiatus is the source of this 1985-nucleotide messenger RNA. Its product is annotated as E3 ubiquitin/ISG15 ligase TRIM25-like. Bases 292 to 1692 code for a protein of 466 amino acids. The transcript has 5 exons. The record is from RefSeq and is a predicted model, not a curated record. Gene Ontology annotation, molecular function: protein binding. NCBI's taxonomy places the organism in Eukaryota, Metazoa, Chordata, Actinopteri, Cyprinodontiformes, Goodeidae.